This is a messenger RNA of Myripristis murdjan (pinecone soldierfish), 1380 nucleotides long. Its product is annotated as protein Bouncer-like. Bases 634 to 1065 code for a protein of 143 amino acids. Gene Ontology annotation, cellular component: membrane. Lineage: Eukaryota; Metazoa; Chordata; Actinopteri; Holocentriformes; Holocentridae. The record is from RefSeq and is a predicted model, not a curated record. The transcript is spliced from 3 exons. Gene Ontology annotation, biological process: sperm-egg recognition.
UUUAAGCAGCUUAAACCCCUUCACCCCCACCCCACACGCACUCAGCAGACAUGCAGUUCCUUCAGUUCCUCAGAGAGAGAGGAGUGAAGAUCAAUAGUUUUGCUACAAAAGAUUUGGGAUUUGGAUUGAGGAUCACCCAGCUUUACGGCACCAGUUAGUGUAUUGUUUAGUUCCAGUGCUCCAUCUAUUAGAGCAGGAGGGGAGACUCAGUCAGCUGACAUUUUAACAGCGGAAGUCUUCAUGAGUGAGAACAAGCAGCUGCUGGACGGACAAAUAUCUUUCACUCUGCAGCUCAUCACCAUUGUAGAAGAGACUGAACCGAGAUUUCAAAUCUGCAGAUGACAGUUUCUGCAUGUUUAGCUCUGCAUCCCACACUCCCUCCCUUGCAAAUAUUAGAGCGCUUUGAUUUUUUAUUCCCAAAACCUUUUCCACAAAUCAUGUCCCCCAACAGAAGCAAGACUCCCGAGGCUACAAUUAACACCUCAGUUGUUUGAUCAUCUACAGCCUUUUUGAACAGCUGGGACCGGUUGCAAACAAUAGCAGGUGCACUACUGACUAAUCCAAUUUCAACCACACUUCCGACCUCCUCAGCAGUCCUCAUGGUGUAGCCGGCGCAGGGAGCAUCGUGCUGAAAUGAAAGGACUCAUUUUCUGUGUUUUUGCCAUCAUGAUACUCACUCCUGCUCAAGGUGACGAAGAGGAGCUGGCAGAGCAGCUACUUGAGAAGGUGGAGCAUGAGGAAGAGGGGUCGCUGGAGUGUUUCCGCUGUGACCUGGGCUUCUGGGACGCCUGCUACACCACCAAGACCGAGUGCAACCGCGGGGAGAAGUGCUACACGGGUCGAGCGAAGGCAGGCAGUCUGGACAUUAAGACGCUGGGUUGUGUGAAGGAGGAAGAGUGUGAGGCAGUGACCACCGUGGAGCUGUUCUCCAACACUACUGUCUUUGUCAUGACCAAGUACUGCUGCGACACGCCGUUUUGUAACGCAGGACACAAACUCCCGGUCAGCUUACUUGUGUAUCUGACUGGGGCUGUCUGGACCAUCUGGCACCUCACUGAAGCCUGAGCAGGAUCCCAAAAACCGAUCUGCAUGUGUUUGUGCUGUCGAACAAGACAGAUCCAGUGGCUGUGUGAAGUGUUUCUUCAAAGAACCACCACCACCAGCAGCUAAAAACUUCACCAUUAUUUCACAAUUAAUUGUGAAAUAAUUAAUACACACACACAACUGAAUUAGAAAAUACUGCUUUGGAUGUUGUUAUAAACUGUGAUAAUUAACUUUUACAUGUAAAUCAAGGUAAAUAGCAAAUCCGUUUUGUAUAAUAUUCAUUAAAUAUUUAAUUGUACAUAUUUCACUAAUGACAAUGAACAAAUCAUGGCUAAA